This is a messenger RNA of Seminavis robusta, 2031 nucleotides long. The record is from the annotation of a GenBank genome assembly. NCBI's taxonomy places the organism in Eukaryota, Bacillariophyta, Bacillariophyceae, Naviculales, Naviculaceae.
AUGUCUGAUUUUUUUAGAGCUCGAACUGGAGCUGCCAAGAAAAGGAAGACGUCAACGCCCUCGGGUCGAUUGUCCCAUUCCAUUUUCACCAAACCCAAGGGAUGGAAGACUACCAUUAUCAAAGCUUUCAGCACGGAAGAUCGGGAAGAGCGCUACUCCAAGCCUACCAAGGCAUCCAAAGGAAAAGAUAUUCCUCACAUGAGAGUUCACUGUGGAUUGAAGUUUUCCGAUGGUUCUCCCUGCAACGCUUUUCGAGAUAUGCAGGUAGAAUCUGGCUAUGGCAAUUUCUGGAAGCAUCUCCUUACUCAUUUUGAUAACAAGGAAGAUGAUUUGAUGGCUGCGUAUGUUGAUGCUACACUGAAGGCUGCUUCCAAGGGUGGUUGCGCUAUGGAUCAUGCCGAGGCGGCUAGUUUCGGAGCCAAGGAAAAUGCGAUGUACGACUGGAUCGAUUUGAUGGUUAUGGAAAAUUUACCAUUGUCUGCCGUGGAAAGUAAACGUUUCCGUCGUUUCAGCCGUUACUCGGAUGAAACUGUGUUUGGCCACAAGAUGAUUCGUGAUACCAUGUUCCACUUGAAAGCUCUGACUCAAGGAGAAGUGGUCAAAGCAGUCAAGAAAGCUCCAUUGUGUGAUAUUAUACACGAUGGAUGGACGUGCGAUCGAACCCAUUUCUUUGGUUUGAUCUGUUCAUUCAACAAGACAAGGACUGUGAUUGAGGAUGGAAAGAAAGUCGUUAAGGAAGAGGUUGAAACGGUUCUACUUUCUGUAGCUCCUAUUACCCGUCUUGCAGAUGACAGUGCUAAUGUGGAGGAGGCGAGCUCAUUCACUGCACAAGUGCACUGUGACUACAUCCAAGAGCUUUUUGAAGAGCUUGGCAUCGACUUCGACAAGUGGGUAUUCUGUCAAACGGCUGAUAACUGCAGUACUAACCUGAAGCUGGCCAAAGAUCUUGGAAUCCCACAUGUUGGAUGUAUGAGCCACAAAUUCAACUUGGACGUCAAGGAUAUGAUUAAGAAUGAGGCUGCGUUGAAAGAUAUGCUCGGCAACAUUCAUACUGUGAUCACUGCCGCCAGAAGCAGCAUACGAAAUAUGGCCGUCAUUCGAAAUUUGACGGCAGUUGGCUUGGCUGUUCCGAGUGAGCCCCGUUGGAGUGGAGAAUUCAACAUGAUUUUCAACUAUGGUCUGGUUUGGGAUAGCUUCAGGCGUGCAUCGAUUGACCAUGAGUGCACUGACGAUUUCACCGACAAUUUGUGCAUGUCCCAAACUCAUUUUCAGACAGUACAGAAGAAAAGUUUGAUGCUGAAGGAGUUGAACGAUGUUACUAAACCCAUGCAGCGUCGCCAUUGCAAUCUAUUGAACUGUGCAAACCCCCCCAAACUGCUCGAAGAGAAGAUUGCCGACAAGAAAGCCAACAAUGAAACCGAGCACCCCCUUUAUGAGUGUACCUUUGAGCGCAACCGAACAAUGCUACAUGGACCGCUUGCAACACAUGUCGACUUUGAGUCAGCUGUGGUGAAGGUUCAGAAAGGGGAGGAGGCAACGCUUCUCUACGGUGAAAAGGCAGCAAUCAAGAGCGCUUUGAAGACUGCUGUUGCUCUCCGUGGUUUUGGCACUGAAGUUGAUACUGAUGAUGAGGUUGAGGAAGCGACAACAACCACGGGUUCCCCAGGUUUGUACAAGCAAGCUUUGAAGGCCGAAGCCAAACGCAUGGCUCACCGUGAAGGUCCAACGUCCAAGUACAUCAAUUUGGACUUUGUCCUUGGCUCUGCUGCUGAGGUUGAGCGGCUCUGGAGUUUGGCUAAGUAUGUACUCAUCAAUCAACGCAAAUCUAUGACGCCCACCCUUUUUGAGUGCUUGAUGUACCUCAAGUACAACCGUGGCUAUUGGAACAAAGCUAUGGUUGCCGAGGCCUACAGGCGCGCUAGAGAGCAGCAGAGUGAUGCCAGGUUUGCCAAAUGGUCAGCCCAAGCCGAGGAAGAGCUCCAGGCAGCAGUUGCUGCUUUGGGUGCACUGGCUCUGACCGGUGGCGAGUAG